ACUAAUUCAUGCAACCAUUAAAAAACAACAGUUGAACAAGUUUCAACGACUAAUUGUUUUUGGAGAAUGGAGAGUCAUUGAAAACUUCCAACUCACUAGAGCAUCUGGGAAGUUUAGAGCAACCAAGCAUACAUACAAAAUGUCGAUAAUGAAUUCAACAAUCAUUACUCGAUGCCAGUCUUUGUCUAAUGAUUUUUAUGUUGAUCUUGCUGCAUUUGAAGUAAAUACUUCAUAAUCUAUUUUUUCCUUCUCAGAUGUUCUUGGUCAGGUAGUAUCUGUUGGGCAGAUGAAAACGUCUUCACAAAAUGAUAAACCAAAAAAAAGGUUGGAGGUUGAGUUGAGAGAUACCAGUGACCAGCGGCUAUCAUGUACUCUAUGGGGGAAAUUUGCAGAUUCAAUGUGGGAAGCAUGUAGAAAAGAAGAACGUGGAAUUGUCAUAUGUUUGCUUCGAUGUGCUAAAAUCAAUACUUACAAUGGUGAUAGAUCUGUCUCAAAUGCAUUUGACAUGUCUUUAAUGCUACUCAACCCAGACUACACAAUAGUCAAUGAAUUUGUGGGGAACUUGCCAAAUGAUAAUUUACAAAUCACCUUUCAAGACAAAAACACAUCAUCUAUCAGAGAAGGAAAGGAUAAGGAUGAUUACAUCAAUCAAUUCCCUAUGAGCACAAUUUCUGACUUGCUUGAAGCUAAUAUGGAAGGAAAGUUCAAGAUAAUUUGUACCGUCUACCACAUUGAUAUGGAAUUUGGUUGGUAUUACUUUGAAUGUCUCAAAUGUAAAAAUACUUGCUAUUUGAUUCCAAAGAAAGAGAAUGAACCUCCCAGCAAAACAAAGAAGCCUUUGUUUUGGUGUCAAGAAUGCAAACAAGAAGUGACCAAAGUUGUUUCCAGGUACAAACUAAUUCUUGAUGUCAUGGACACAACUGGUGAAUCUAAGUUCAUCUUAUUUGACACAAAUGCUCAAAAGGUUGUGGGGCAUACUACAACACAGUUACUAAACGGACAGUAUGAUGAGAUUUCUGAUCCAACUAAGGUGCCCGAGCCUUUAACUAACUUGGUUGGUAAAACUUAUAUGUUCCUUGCUACUGUGGAGACCUCCAACAUCAUUGCAGGCAAAGAAACUUAUAAAUGUCAAUAUGUGGAAUUGGGCGGUGACAACAAGCAAGUCGACCAUACUGAAGAUUCUGAAUUACCAACUGAUCCUAAAGAUGUUAUUUCAAUAGACCAGGACCAAAACUGUAUCACUAAUAGCAGUGAUAAUGGAGAUGGAAAUCCAACUGCAAUGACUACUCCUUCAUCGAAAAGGAGAGAAGACCCAAAUGAUGAAAAUGACCAAGAAUCAACUUCGAAAAGGCUUUGUUUACCAUCAAUCACAGCGGCUAUUGAAAAAGAAUGUGACAAGGAUGUAGCAAAAGAAAAGGAUGGUGAGAAGUUUGGCGAUGUUGGAGACUUGGAAGGACAUCAAAAAGAUGGCGAGAAGGAUCAGGCUACUGCUACUUAAAAGUUAUUUGCAGAGAUACUUUGUUUUCGUUUUUUAUAUUAGUUUUAAGAUUUUAUUCCAAUAAAGUAGUAUGGUUUUUUCAUGUUUGGUUAUAGUUUGUUGCAUUGGCAAUAAGUUAUAACACAAACAUUUUUCCAUACUACUAGCAAUAUUGUAUUUCUGGUUUUUUACUUAUUCUGGUUUAAAGAUUUUCAAUGCUAAGAUGUUUUUAUUUCAUUGAAGUUCUUUGAUUA
Messenger RNA from Capsella rubella, 1731 nucleotides. RefSeq lists its product as uncharacterized. The transcript has 9 exons. NCBI's taxonomy places the organism in Eukaryota, Viridiplantae, Streptophyta, Magnoliopsida, Brassicales, Brassicaceae. The coding region runs from base 287 to 1498 and encodes 403 amino acids. The record is from RefSeq and is a predicted model, not a curated record.